Drosophila serrata is the source of this 2085-nucleotide messenger RNA. RefSeq names its product ubiquitin carboxyl-terminal hydrolase CYLD (gene CYLD). Gene Ontology annotation, biological process: protein deubiquitination. The record is from RefSeq and is a predicted model, not a curated record. Gene Ontology annotation, molecular function: cysteine-type deubiquitinase activity. Lineage: Eukaryota; Metazoa; Arthropoda; Insecta; Diptera; Drosophilidae.
AAAUGGAAUCAUCUAAAUUAAAUUAUAUUUACAUUUAAAAUAAAAACAAACAAAAAAAUCAACUGACAAAAUUUGACUGAUUUUUCAGCCUUCAGUUGGAUAUAAUGAAUUCCAAAUCCGAUCAUGAAACAGAAAAGGAAAAAAAGUUAACAAUUACAAAUCGGUUUGGGGAUUCCCUGGACAACUACGAACUCUCCAACGAAGGUGAAAACAUGGCACACAUCUAUCCGAAAAAGAUUCAAAAUCGAAAAAAUGGAAUUUUAAAAAACAACGAUGUUAACCACGACAACGCUUAUCACGAAGAUGUGGAUUUGGCAGACAUUCUUGGAACAAAUUGGCCAAAACGUGCUGGAGCUGCAGCUAUGAUUUUAAACAACAAAAGCAAAACUUUGGUGGAGCCUGGCAUUUGCGAAGAAAUUAAACCAGCUUCCCCGCCUGUUUUACCGAAAGUCGAGCCAGAGGAAAGUCCGCGCAUCACCGUAGCCGAUUAUCAGCCUUUGAUUGAGAUACCCGGAACUGAGCUAGCGAUUGGAUCGCUCGUGGAAGUGUCGAGUCCUGGAGCGAAUGAAGAUCUAUAUGGUGUUAUAAGAUGGAUUGGCAUUCCGCCGGGAAUUCAAAAGAACGUUCUGGUGGGAAUUGAAGUGGAGGACGAGUCCAACUUAAAGAACGUUAUGACCUCAGACGGCAGGCAUAACGGAGUUCGCCUAUUCACAUGCCACGAAGGUCGAGCCGUGUUUGUCCCUGCUAACAGAUGCACCGCUGACCGUAGAUUUGCGGAUGUGGACACUGCCAGCAUGGCAGCCAAUAGAGUUUCGAAUAAUCAGGCGAAGAAAUUCGGUGUGGCUGAGUGUCCGGCUAUAUAUGGACCAGUACCCCCUUUAGAAAUACACAACUCCGAGGAGCUAGCCAGUAUUUGUGGCAAGUUCAAGGGAAUACAAGGACAUCAUAACUCCUGCUAUUUAGAUGCCACGCUAUUUUCAAUGUUCACUUUCACCAGUGUCUUUGAUUCUAUUCUGUACCGGCAUCCGGGAGCUCAAGACAUUCGAAAUUACAGCGAAGUUCAGAAGGUUUUGCGUGAUGAAAUCGUCAAUCCCCUGCGAAAGAAUGUCUUUGUGCGCUCAGAUCGUGUGAUGAAGCUUCGCGAAUUGCUGGACCAGCUAAGUUCGGUUAGUGGCCUUACCUGUGAGGAGAAAGAUCCUGAAGAGUUCCUCAACAGUUUACUCUCACAAAUAAUGAGAGUUGAACCGUUUUUAAAGCUAAGCUCCGGUCAAGAUUCGUAUUUCUAUCAAUUGUUUGUGGAGAAGGACGACAAGCUAACGCUACCGAGUGUCCAGCAGCUAUUCGAACAGAGCUUUCACUCGUCCGACAUCAAAUUGAAGGAAGUUCCAUCGUGCUUUAUCAUUCAGAUGCCUCGCUUUGGGAAAAACUUCAAGAUGUACCCAAGAAUAUUGCCAUCGCAAGUUCUGGAUGUGACGGAUAUCAUUGAAAACUCCCCGCGACAGUGCUCGCUUUGCGGCAAACUGGCAGAGUUUGAAUGUCGUGAUUGCUUUGGAAGCUUGCAAGCCGGUUCUGGCCUUGAAUGCACCGCCUUUUGUCCCAAGUGCUUAAAAACCUUUCACUCGCACUCAAAAAGGAGCAAUCACGUUUCGAAGAAGAUCUCCAUUCCGAAGGACUUUAGGAUUAUGGCUGACCACAUGGUUGUCCCGCGAUUAUAUAUGGAAUUAUUUGCCGUAGUUUGCAUCGAAACAUCACAUUAUGUGGCUUUUGUGAAAUCGGGUUCUGGUCCGGAUGCUCCAUGGUGUUUUUUCGAUUCAAUGGCGGAUAGAAAAGGCGAACAGAAUGGAUACAAUAUACCUGAAAUUACGUGUGUUCCGGAAUUAACGCAGUGGCUCACGGACGAGGGGGCGCGAUCUAUAAAUGAAACUUCAACGAACGAUAAAGUAUUACCUGAACACGCUAAGCGUAUUUUUUGCGAUGCCUAUAUGUGUCUGUACCAAAGCACAGAUAUCAUGAUGUACCACUAGAACAAUCUUUUAUCUUUUGAUUAACCAUGAGAGGUGUAAUAAAUUUUUGUAGAUAAACACA